AUAGGCUUCUGAGUUCGAAGUACGCUGGUCUGAUCAGCCCCGAUCAGUCCUUCGCUGCCAGUGUGAUGACAACCAAAACCGUCCACGGAAUCAUUUCCUCUCUCCCAAAAUGAGAACCUUAAUUUGUAAAAAUCCAAUCAAAUUCAGAAUCGCAAACUCCCAAAUAUCACCUUCAGGCUUCCCCUUCCGUUUUCCGUCACGAGAAAAUUUAAGGUUCCGUCACAUCUCCCGUGGCAAAUACUCUCACAUCCCCGGAAGAAGCAUCGACGUUUCUCCCGCCAAAGCUUCUUUAUCAGCUGAAUCCCCGAGUUACGGCGGGUGGGACGAUUUUGAACCUGGUAGUUGGUCUGCCAACUCGGGUGAGUCUGCUCAGUUUCGUGACUUCCUUGUUUCUAUCGGAAUCGACGAUAAGAGACAUGUCUUUAUGUUUUUAUUGGGACUUGUUUGUGCCUUGGCGAUUUCUAGGGUCAGAGUUUCUACAAUUAUUGUAUUUCCAGCUUCUGUUUUGGUUUUUGGUAUUGGGUUUUCGUUUGGUUUUGUUAAAGGAGGGAGCUUCAAUGAGUUAAGCUCAACUAAGAGAAGGUCAAAAGAGGAGAUUUUAAGAGGUUAUAGUGAUAAAUUGAGGAAUUUAGCUGAUUUUUUUUAUGGGUUUGACGUUGAAGUAAAUAAGUUGAAGAAUAAUAUACAAAGAGCUAUUGAUUCUAACAGAAUUACUAUACGCGAUUUGGAGAAUUAUGUUAGUUUAGUGGAAUCGAUGAGGCUAUCUGCUUCAAAUGCUAGAAAUGUUGUUGAAGCUUCUGUGGAUAACGUGGGGAACUCUUAUAGAGAGAAUCAGAAACCAUCAAGUAAGAAAAAGGAGCCUGGUGAAUUUGGGCUUCAGUGGUUGCAAUAUCUUGGGAAUUUUUUAGGAAAAAAAUCUGUGGCUUCAAAUCCUAAUAAAGUAAAAUAUGAUGUUAAGUCAGAGCGUGUGGAUACUGAUUUAAAUAAUCAAACUCGAGGAGAUGUUUCAUUCCCUCUUGUUGAAGAUAGAGUUUCUAGUUCACCAAAUAAGAGAAAAGGAGUUUCAAAUCAAGGCUUUGCUCAAGAUUCUUUAAAUAAUUAUGCUAUUAAUGGAGAUAGAGAUAAUAGAAUAGAUAUUGAUAUGGAGAAUGGGAAAAUAAGGUCUGAAUUUCUUGGUGGAAGAGCUAAGAGAUUUCUUGAAAGUGAAGGAUAUAAUUACGAGAGUAACAGAUUGCAGUUUGUGAAUACUCAUGGCAUCUCUUUUGACUCUAGUCAUGGUAAUGAGAGUAGAAGAUGGAAAUAUGAUGACAAUCUACUUGAUUCUGUGGAUUUUAGUGUCAGAUUGGAACAUACAAAAACUGAAGCCUUAUUUCUCCAUGAGCAGCUGCUUCAGAGAUCUAGUUGCAGGUCUUCCCACAAUGGAAAGAAGAGUGAGAAUGAGGCAUAUGGAAAGAGGCAGUGCUAUGAAGAUGAUUCCCACCUGGCUGAUCAACUAUCUGCGCAUGAGAAUGAGGUCAGCUCUUCAUCCUCAAAGUUUGCAGAUGAUGUGGUCUUUGAUAAGUAUCUUACAGAAGCUUGUGGUCUUCUGAAAGAAGCCAAGGAGUAUAUGAAGGGUAGACAUGAUGAAGAGCGUGUACAGAUCAUCUUGAAUAGGUCUGCCACAUUACUGUCACAGGCCAUCACGAUGAAGCCCAUGAGUCUGUUGGCUGUGGGCCAGUUAGGUAACACUUAUCUUCUUCAUGGAGAAUUGAAACUACAUGUUAGCCGUGAGCUGAGAACUCUUCUUGCUAGAAAUGAUCCCAUAAUUGGUGAGAUGCCACGAGGAAGAGUUCUCAAGGGACUAGAUGAUCAAUUUUUCAGUAGAGAUAAAUUUGUAUCCCUCCUAGUUAAUGCUUGUGAAGAGUGUGAAGCGCUCCUUGUGAGGGCUGGUCGAAAAUAUCGGCUGGCAUUAUCAAUUGAUGGAGAUGAUGUGAGAUCCCUAUAUAAUUGGGGUCUUGCUCUAUCAUUCCGUGCACAGUUGAUUGCAGACAUAGGACCAGAAGCAGCUUUUGAUGCUGACAAACUAUUCUUGGCUGCGAUUGAUAAAUUUGAUGCCAUGAUGACUAGAGGCAAUGUUCAUGCACCUGAUGCCCUCUUUAGAUGGGGAGUCACAUUGCAGCAAAGAUCUCGCUUAAGGCCUGGUAAUAGUAAAGAGAAGGUGAAGUUGCUACAGCAGGCUAAGAGGUUAUAUGAAGAUGCACUCCAUAUGGACUCCAAAAAUCUGCAAGUAAGAGAUGCCUUAUCAUCAUGUAUAUCUGAGCUCAACUAUAGGUAUUUUUAGCCAUUAUGAGAGCAGUCAUGUAAACUUGAAUGAUUCAUUCUUUCUAAGUUUCUCUGCUCGGGGCCUGUGGUAUUUGCUUAUUUUUUCUUUCCAAUGCAAAUCAACGUGCACGGCUUCUUGUCAUCAUUGUGUAAAAUAAACAAUAAUAUCAGUAAUAAUAAAAAGGCAAUUGAAAA
Messenger RNA from Theobroma umbraticum, 2496 nucleotides. RefSeq lists its product as uncharacterized. The record is from RefSeq and is a predicted model, not a curated record. Lineage: Eukaryota; Viridiplantae; Streptophyta; Magnoliopsida; Malvales; Malvaceae. Gene Ontology annotation, molecular function: protein binding.